Molecule: messenger RNA, 1855 nt
Organism: Glycine soja
Lineage: Eukaryota; Viridiplantae; Streptophyta; Magnoliopsida; Fabales; Fabaceae
Product: flavonoid 3'-monooxygenase-like
Exons: 3
Coding region: 86-1627 (513 amino acids)
Molecular function (GO): oxidoreductase activity, acting on paired donors, with incorporation or reduction of molecular oxygen; heme binding; monooxygenase activity
Source: RefSeq, a predicted model, not a curated record
UUUAUGAACAACAUAUCAACUAAAGAUACUACACAUAACUACAUCAUCUCAAAACCUAGUCUGAAACCAUAGCACAAAAUCAACCAUGUCUCCAUUGAUUGUUGCCUUGGCUACAAUCGCAGCAGCAAUCCUCAUAUAUCGUAUAAUAAAGUUCAUAACACGCCCAUCCCUCCCCCUCCCACCGGGCCCUAAACCAUGGCCCAUAGUGGGCAACCUGCCACACAUGGGCCCGGUGCCGCACCACUCCCUCGCGGCGUUGGCCCGCAUCCACGGCCCGUUGAUGCACCUCCGCCUCGGCUUCGUCGAUGUCGUGGUUGCCGCGUCGGCCUCGGUGGCGGAACAGUUCUUGAAGAUUCAUGACUCUAAUUUCAGCAGCCGGCCACCGAACGCCGGCGCGAAAUAUAUAGCUUAUAACUACCAAGAUCUGGUGUUUGCCCCCUACGGCCCACGCUGGCGAUUGCUCCGGAAACUCACCUCCGUUCACCUCUUCUCCGGCAAGGCCAUGAAUGAAUUUAGACACUUGCGUCAGGAAGAGGUAGCUAGAUUGACAUGCAACUUGGCAAGUUCAGACACAAAAGCAGUGAAUUUGGGACAAUUAUUGAAUGUAUGCACCACCAACGCAUUAGCGAGGGCAAUGAUUGGACGAAGAGUGUUUAACGAUGGCAAUGGAGGGUGUGAUCCUAGGGCUGAUGAGUUUAAGGCUAUGGUGAUGGAGGUGAUGGUGUUGGCUGGAGUUUUCAACAUUGGUGACUUUAUUCCUUCCUUGGAGUGGCUAGACCUUCAAGGGGUGCAAGCUAAGAUGAAAAAAUUACACAAAAAAUUUGAUGCAUUUUUAACCAGCAUUAUUGAGGAGCACAAUAACAGUUCUUCCAAGAAUGAGAAUCAUAAGAAUUUCUUGAGUAUCUUAUUGUCACUUAAAGAUGUGAGGGAUGAUCAUGGAAACCAUCUCACUGAUACCGAGAUUAAAGCACUACUUCUGAAUAUGUUUACGGCAGGAACUGACACAUCAUCAAGCACCACAGAAUGGGCCAUUGCGGAACUAAUAAAAAACCCACAAAUUUUGGCCAAACUCCAACAAGAGUUGGACACCGUUGUGGGUCGAGAUAGGAGUGUCAAAGAAGAGGACUUGGCCCACCUCCCAUACUUACAAGCUGUUAUCAAGGAAACCUUCAGACUCCACCCAUCAACCCCUCUUUCUGUGCCACGUGCUGCUGCCGAGAGUUGUGAGAUAUUUGGCUACCACAUCCCCAAGGGUGCUACACUCUUGGUGAACAUUUGGGCCAUAGCCCGAGACCCAAAAGAGUGGAAUGACCCAUUGGAGUUUAGGCCUGAAAGGUUUCUUCUAGGUGGUGAGAAGGCCGAUGUUGAUGUUAGGGGCAAUGACUUUGAGGUGAUACCUUUUGGUGCUGGACGAAGAAUUUGUGCUGGACUUAGUCUUGGGCUUCAAAUGGUUCAACUUCUUACUGCAACCUUGGCCCAUUCAUUUGAUUGGGAACUAGAAGAUUGCAUGAACCCAGAAAAGUUGAACAUGGAUGAAGCGUAUGGGCUAACCCUACAACGGGCCGUGCCUCUUUCAGUGCACCCUAGGCCCAGGCUCGCACCACAUGUGUACUCAAUGUCUUCCUAAUUUUUAAGUUCUACAUUUUGGAGUUUUUCUUCCUUAUAAUUGUUGUCUUUUCUUUUGGUUAACAAGGAUCCUAGUAACAAUAAAAACAUACAUGGUGAUAUAGUAUGUUAGUGUGUGAAGAUCCAAAAACAUGAAAAGGUGUCAUUUCAUAUGUUUUUGGUAGUGCCUUUAAAAUUUACUUGUAUAUGUAUAUGAAUAAUUGAAUAUAUGCUAUAUGUUCAAUGAUUA